AUGGAAGGAUGGCAGGAUGGCAGGACGGUAGGACGCUGCGUCGCUAACAUCGCUAAUUCCUGCCGCGUCUUGUGGCGCUGGAUCAAGUUUUAUUCUCCAAGGGAGGAGGGAAUGAAGGGAAUCAGGGAUGGAGAGAGAGAGGGGAUCAGGGAUGGAGAGAGAGAGGGGAUCAGGGAUGGAGAGAGAGAGGGGAUCAGGGAUGAAGAGAGCGGGGAUCAGGGAUGGGGACUGGGAUUGGGUAAAGGGCAUAAUGGUCUGGGCCAGCAAGAGGAAAAGCGCUGGGCGUGGGUCAGGGCACGGAACUGGGACAGGGCAUGGGUUAGAGACGGGAACGGGUCAGAGACGGGAACGGGUCAGAGACGGGAACGGGUCAGAGACGAGAACGGGUCAGAGACGGGAACGGCAAGCAGCGGCACCGGCGAGCCUGUGUUCGUGGAGGCCAUCGACAACGUGACGGUGACGGCUGGACGAGACGUGCGCCUCGCUUGUACCGUCGACAACCUGGGCACAUACAAGGUUGCGUGGAUCGCGUUCGACAAGUCAGCGAUCCUGACCGUAGAGGAACACGUCAUCACACGCAACCCUCGCGUCAACGUCAGCUAUGACGGCCACCGUACCUGGACCCUGCACCUCUCCAAGGUGAACGCAUCGGACGCAGGCACCUACAUGUGUCAGGUCAACACCAUCGUCGCCAAGAGUCAGUUCGGCAUCAUCAGCGUCGUAGUGCCGCCCCACAUCGUCGACAGCGACUCGUCAGGCGACGUAAUGGUGCAGGAAGGCGCCAACGUGACCAUGUCUUGCGCUGCUACUGGACACCCACCGCCUGACAUCCUGUGGCGUCGAGAGGACGGCAAGCGCAUCAGCGUCAACCGCACGCACUCAGUGGCUGAGUUCUCGGGUUCAGAGCUGCGGCUGAGCAGAGUGAGCAGAACGGACAUGGCUGCGUACCUCUGCAUUGCCAGGAACGGCGUCCCACCCAUUGUCAGCAAAAGGAUCAAAGUCAGCGUCGACUUCCCCCCCAUGAUGAACAUCCCCCACCAGCUAGUGGGCGCCCCCUUGGGGUUCAGCUUCACGCUGGAGUGCACAAUUGAGGCUCAUCCCCAAGCCCUGACUUACUGGACCCGCGGGCCUGGGGCCAUGAUCCACCACAGCGACAAGUUCUUCAUCUCCGAGACUCCUGGGACGGAGCCGUACCGCACUCACAUGAAGCUCACGGUCAAGGACCUGCAAGAAGAAGACUUUGGCUCGUACAAAUGUGUGGCCAAGAACUCCCGUGGCGAAACGGAGGGCGAAAUGAAGCUCUACAGUGAGUCUUGUCGGGUCAAAGCGGCAUACCUACACUUUAUCUGAAGAUCAUUCCUCACUGAUAAUUUUUUGAUAGACAUGGACUGUAGAAUGUUGUUGAAUGUUUGGUCCUAAACAAUAUCUUCAUUAGACAGAACUGGUAAAAUUCACUUUAAGCAAAAUAAUCCAAAUCAAUAAUGAACGUCGAGUUUACGAUCCAAUAUUCAAUUAUCUCGAUGAUCGCAGCGAUCAUUAUUAGACAGGAACGAAAAGCAUU
Hyalella azteca is the source of this 1561-nucleotide messenger RNA. Its product is annotated as neurotrimin. The record is from RefSeq and is a predicted model, not a curated record. Lineage: Eukaryota; Metazoa; Arthropoda; Malacostraca; Amphipoda; Hyalellidae. Gene Ontology annotation, cellular component: neuron projection. Bases 1 to 1350 code for a protein of 449 amino acids. The transcript is spliced from 8 exons.